Molecule: messenger RNA, 344 nt
Organism: Prorocentrum cordatum
Lineage: Eukaryota; Dinophyceae; Prorocentrales; Prorocentraceae
Source: the annotation of a GenBank genome assembly
GUGCCCGGCAUCUGCGCUGCCGGGCCGCGGCCUCGUGCGGCGGCUUCUGCUGGCGGGGGCCGCCGGCGCCGCGCUCCUGGCUCUGCUGGACUCUGCAGCGCAGCAGCCAGACUCGCCGGCGGCGGCGGCGGCCGUGCUCCCAGCGGCCGUGCUUCCGGCGGCCGCGCCGGCGGUUGCCACUGCGAGAGGCUCGGCGCCCGAGGCGAUCACCGGCUUCGGCGGGGUCGGGCGCCUGGUGGCGCUUCCCGCCCUUCUGGACCGCUGCGCGCUCGUGGGGUCGGGCAGCGCGCUGAGCGGCCAGCGGCGGGGGGCCGAGAUCGACGGCCACGACACCGUCAUCCGGG